This is a messenger RNA of Triticum urartu, 885 nucleotides long. Its product is annotated as cyclin-D5-3-like. The record is from RefSeq and is a predicted model, not a curated record. NCBI's taxonomy places the organism in Eukaryota, Viridiplantae, Streptophyta, Magnoliopsida, Poales, Poaceae.
AUGGAUCUCGUGCUGGGGGAGGAACAUCGCCACGAGGCUGCACUGAGCGCGGCAAGGUACCAGCAGACGCUGCGGCGGUACCACUGCUGCAACAUCCGUUCUAGGACGCUCGAGGCGGUUGACCUCGUCCUGAGGCGGGACACGAAAACACCAGCCGUCCUCGUCCUCGGCACGCUCAAGUGGCAGAUGAUCGCCGGCACCCCGUUCCCGUACCUGAGCUGCUUCGCAGCCAGGUUCCGGCACGACGAGCGCAAGGCCAUCGUCCUGCGCGCCGUCAAGUGCAUCUUCGCCUCCAUCAAAGCGAUGAGGUCGGUGGAGUACCAGUCGUCGACCAUGGCGCUGGUGCCGAUCCUGGUCGCGCGCGGCGGCAGUGAGGGGACGACGGGCCCGAACCUAGAGGAGGAGCUCAAGGCGAUCUUGGGCUCAUCAUGGCAGCAAUUACACACCGGGCAUGUGUAUUCCUGCUACAGCGUGAUGAUUCAAGAGGAGGACAGGUCCGUGCAGUCGAGCAAGGAGGUGGCUUCCUCCGACGUCUCCGCCGCCGCCCCCGCCGGGAGCCCGGGCACCUCCGUCGCCAUGGCUGUGGCCGCCAACGACAAUAAUGCCAUUGCCACCACCUCGGCGGACAAUAAGAGGAGAAGGCUGCAUUUUCCUCAGCGCUAGUAGGCAAUGGGAGGAGCUGGAUGGAUGUUUUGGCUAGAGUUCAGCUCGCACUCCAGCUGCUGCUGAUUUCUGUCACCCCCCUAGCCUUAGACUUUUUUUCAUUAGCUUGAGCACUGAUUUUGGUGGUGGUGGUGGCUAAAUAGGGGGCAGGACUUGAUUCUUGUGAUUGUGCAAUUAUUACAGCUGAUUGGUAAGUUAGGAUCGGAAAGAUUUUGGUUUUCA